GAGUCGGAAGUGGCACUAGCACUUCCGGCACGGAAAACUCGCUGCUCCCCGGACCUGGCUUGACAGGCGCGGUCUCUGCAAGUGGCUCUCAGCCCCUUCUCCUUCUUCCUGCCUCACCUUCCAACUCGUUUGCCGCCGCCGUCCCACAGCCGCUGUCUCUGGAGUUGCCCCUUCCCCAUGUUCCGGGGCAGGAGUCCGCAAAGCGAAGACCCGCCCGCUCGUUUCCCAUCAUGUCCGAACUGACUAAAGAGCUGAUGGAGCUGGUGUGGGGCACCAAGAGCAGCCCCGGUCUCUCGGACACCAUUUUCUGCCGCUGGACGCAAGGGUUUGUGUUUAGUGAAUCAGAGGGAUCUGCAUUAGAACAGUUUGAAGGUGGCCCCUGUGCUGUUAUUGCACCUGUUCAGGCAUUUCUUUUGAAGAAGCUCCUGUUUUCUUCUGAGAAGUCUUCUUGGCGGGAUUGUUCAGAGGAAGAGCAGAAGGAACUCCUUUGUCAUACCUUGUGUGAUAUUUUAGAAAGUGCUUGUUGUGACCACUCUGGAUCAUACUGCUUGGUUUCAUGGUUAAGAGGAAAGACAACUGAGGAAACUGCUAGUAUUUCUGGGAGUCCUGCAGAGUCUAGUUGCCAAGUGGAACAUUCUUCUGCCUUGGCUGUCGAAGAGCUUGGCUUUGAGCGAUUUCAUGCAUUAAUUCAAAAAAGAUCAUUCAGAAGUUUACCAGAAUUAAAAGAUGCUGUCUUGGACCAGUAUUCAAUGUGGGGAAAUAAAUUUGGAGUAUUGCUUUUUCUGUAUUCUGUAUUACUGACAAAGGGCAUUGAAAACAUAAAAAAUGAAAUUGAAGAUGCAAGUGAACCCUUGAUAGAUCCUGUAUAUGGACAUGGCAGCCAAAGUUUAAUUAAUCUCCUGCUGACGGGACAUGCUGUUUCUAAUGUAUGGGAUGGUGAUAGAGAGUGCUCAGGAAUGAAACUUCUUGGUAUACAUGAACAAGCAGCUGUAGGAUUUUUAACACUAAUGGAAGCUUUAAGAUACUGUAAGGUUGGUUCUUACUUGAAAUCUCCAAAAUUCCCUAUUUGGAUUGUUGGCAGUGAGACUCACCUCACCGUAUUUUUUGCCAAGGAUAUGGCUUUAGUUGCCCCUGAAGCUCCUUCAGAACAAGCCAGAAGAGUUUUUCAAACCUACGACCCAGAAGAUAAUGGAUUCAUACCCGAUUCACUUCUGGAAGAUGUGAUGAAAGCAUUGGACCUUGUUUCAGAUCCUGAAUAUAUAAAUCUCAUGAAGAAUAAAUUAGAUCCAGAAGGAUUAGGAAUCAUAUUAUUGGGCCCAUUUCUUCAAGAAUUUUUUCCUGAUCAGGGCUCCAGUGGUCCAGAAUCUUUUACUGUCUACCACUACAAUGGAUUGAAGCAGUCAAAUUAUAAUGAAAAGGUCAUGUAUGUAGAAGGGACUGCAGUUGUAAUGGGUUUUGAAGAUCCCAUGCUACAGACAGACGACACUCCUAUUAAACGCUGUCUCCAAACUAAAUGGCCGUACAUUGAGUUACUCUGGACCACAGAUCGCUCUCCUUCACUAAAUUAAUUUGCCUAAGUAUUUAUAAGGAGGAUCUUAAUAACAGAUGUUGAAAGAGGGGGUCAAGACUGGCAAUUGGCUGGAUUAAGCUAAACACUGGUAUCACUGAUUAACUGUAAAUAACAAUUAAAAACACAUUUUCAGUGUUUAUGAUAUGUUUAAAUUAUUUGUCCUAAAGCUUUAUGUAAAAGAUUAGCCUAUUUUAA
Molecule: messenger RNA, 1765 nt
Organism: Rhinopithecus roxellana (golden snub-nosed monkey)
Lineage: Eukaryota; Metazoa; Chordata; Mammalia; Primates; Cercopithecidae
Gene: MINDY3
Product: MINDY lysine 48 deubiquitinase 3
Exons: 15
Coding region: 231-1568 (445 amino acids)
Biological process (GO): protein K48-linked deubiquitination
Molecular function (GO): cysteine-type deubiquitinase activity; K48-linked deubiquitinase activity
Source: RefSeq, a predicted model, not a curated record